CACAUCACACCCACCGCCAUCUUCCCCCAUCCCACCCCUCCUCCCGAUCUCCUCGCCGCCGCCGCCACCUCACGAUCCAAUCUCUCCCCGCCGCCGCCCCGUCCUCCCCUUCCUUUCGCCCUCCACCUCUCCCCUCGCCUCCGCCACCCGACGGCCAUGGCGCGCCUCUUCCUCAUCCCAGAUCAGAUCUAGCGCCCCCAACCGCAUCCAUCCAUCAGAGGCGCUGGAGGCGCACUGUGCGGUUCUACUGGGCGGCGACCCGACGGCGUCCGGCGCAUCACGCACCGAACCAUCUGUGCGGUUAUACUGGGCGGCAACCCGACGGCGUUCAGCGCGCUGCUCACCCGUCGGCCUCCAACGCCGACCAGGCGGCCGCUAAGGCCGAUCACACCGCCUCCGCGCGCUGCGCCUCUACUCGUCGCUCAAGUGGACGGUGGCGCAGGUGCUCAAGUCCUGCCGCUCCUACUCCAGCGGCGUCACCGCCGCCAUCCUCCUCUCCGACCUCUUCCAGGUCUGCCAGAUUUGCCGCCGCCAACGGACUCCCCAUCUCUGAUAACCUUCACCCCGACUGUGCAGCACUGCAGUAUGGCUACGGUGAUUGGCUUGUGCCUCGGGCUUAAGUUGAUGCAAAACCCGCGAGACUACACCACUGGUCGUCGACCUGCCCCACAGCAGGCAGACCCUCGACAUCAUUGUCAUCAUGGCCGGGACGCCAGGCUGGAUACAGGCAUGUGGACACAGCCACGGCCACAGCUCUCUGGCAACCAAGACGGCGACAGCGUCGACGGGAUCCUCGGAUGACCUGCGUCCUUCCCCGACCAUGCCCGCGACCUGCAUCCAGCUGCUCCUGCCCCGGCCCUCAACUUCGCUCAUGGUGAGCUGCUGUAGGAAUAGGUGGUGCCAACAGUGCUGGAUAAGGCAUGAGUGGUUUAGAUCAAGAUCUAAUGUCGUGGAGGUUGCUGCUACUAUAACAGAAGAUCAGAAGAAGCCUGGAGAUGUGCACCAUAGUUUUAGUUGAUGGUGCCUGUGUAUUUGUUUUUUAUUGUAUAUGUACAAUUGUUGGAUUGUGCAGACAUGUACGUGGUGUUGUGAGUUUGUGGAUUUGAUCAUUUAAUUGAGAGAAUUAUUGAUUGUUUGCAUUUGAAA
Molecule: messenger RNA, 1146 nt
Organism: Triticum dicoccoides
Lineage: Eukaryota; Viridiplantae; Streptophyta; Magnoliopsida; Poales; Poaceae
Exons: 5
Coding region: 701-1018 (105 amino acids)
Source: RefSeq, a predicted model, not a curated record